UUUUUAUCUCCAUUUUAGUGAGCAUUUACGCAUUAGGACAUGACAGACUGUGAGACAGCCUAAAUCCGUGACAGACGCUCACCGGGAUGGGUUAUGAUUAAUGAUAAUUCCUUGGGCAGCUGGGUUCAGCCCAAAAGGAAGAAAUUGCAGAAAAUCAACACAGAGCAAUGGACAAUGAGGCAAGAUCUAGUGCCCCAUCUGGCACAAGUGGCACAAGCACCCCAUCCCGGACACAGGCGCCCCCAGUGCCUCUUUACAGUGGUUCAUCUGAAAGACAGGCUGUUCAGGUCAUCCAGCAGGCAAUCCAUCGCCCACCUAGUAUGGCAGCACAGUAUCUGCAGCAGAUGUAUGCAGCUCAGCAACAGCACCUCAUGCUCCAGACAGCAGCCCUGCAGCAGCAGCAGCAGCAGCAGUUGAGCAGCUCCCAGCUACAGAGCCUAGCCACGGUCCAGCAGGCGACGCUUUCUGGAGGCAGGCAGUCCUCAUCCCCCACUGGAAGUGUCACUCAGCAGUCAAGUGUUUCGCAGACUUCGAUCAAUCUUUCAACAUCUCCAGCAGCCACGCAGUUGAUCAGCCGUACUCAGACUUCCAGCUCUUCAGGCAGUGGUGGCCUCACUCAGCAAACCAUGCUACUGGGAAGCAGCUCCCCUACCCUCACCACCAGCCAGGCACAAAUGUACCUGCGCGCACAGAUGCUUAUUCUCACUCCUACUGCAACUGUCACUGCUGUCCAGUCUGAUCUUCCUGUUGUUUCUUCUGCCUCCUCCCAGUCAACUGUGUCCCAGGUUCAGAAUUUGGCUGUUCGCACCCAUCAGGCCAAUACUCAAUCCAGUGGUCAGAACACAUCCGUUAAAACCAGCACUCAGGGGCAAACGCUACCUGCUUCCCAUCCUAAGAUGUCAUUGAGCCCUGUGAAAGCCAGUCCAGCACCCGACUCCCACAGUGAAGGAAGCAAGAAAGGCGAUAGUCCUGGAGCAGAACCCAGAUCGGGCACUAUAAACCGGCUAUCUGCUACUCAUCAUUUGAUAGCCCCAGUUUAUGCUAGGCCUUGCAUUAUUUGCAAAUUCUGGCUGGCAGAUGUAUCAGCUCCAUACCCUUCCAUGCAACCUCAGGCGCUAAUUAAACAUCAACCACUCCCACUAUAUACGUCUCCACCAGCACAGAAGGGGAACCACCACCAGUUAAUCAUCCAGCAGUCAUCUCUCCCCAACCGACAGGUACAACCAGUGGCGAUCCAGGUCUCAACCCAGGAGACUCCAUCAUCUUCUCAACCUUGUGUGUCAGUGCAGACCCAAGUGUCAGGAGCAUCUAGUCCAAUGUCUGCUCAGUCCCAGAACUGCACAGUGGUGAGCUCAUCCCCUAGCCAGCCACAGCAGCAGACAGUUGUUGUUUCCCCUCAGCCUCCUCCCUCACCAACAAGUCCAUCUCAAACCAUCAUUAUCCAGCCUCAAACUAUUGUCCAGGCCCAAACACAAGCCUUGAUAUCAUCUCCUGUCCAGCAAGCUGGUCUCACCCAAGCCACUGUCAUUCCCUCCCUCCUCCCUCCAGUGUCCUCUCCUGUGGUUCAGAGUUCCACCUUACCUCAGACCCCUUUGCUGUCUCAAACAUCUGUCUCCCAAUCUCCACAGCUGCCCCUGCCCCCUCAAACUGCUCCUCCCAGCACUUCCCUGACACAGCUGGCUCACACACCAACUGCCACACUUCAGCCUCUCCCAUUGCAGUCUGUCCAGGCACUUGCAAUGCAGUCGGAGAUUUUGACACCUGGUCAGAUGCUGGUGUCGCAGGAGGAGUUGCCUGCAGCAGAAGCCUUGGUGCAGAUGCCCUUCCAGUCUUUAUCUCCUCCACAGACAGUUGCAGUCAACCUUCAAGUACAGUCAUCUGCCCAAGUGGAAGCUCCAGUGGUCUAUCAGAUUGAAAGUAUUUGUCAAGAUGAGCUAAGAGAGGACAGAAUUGGCAACAGAACUCCUACACCACCUGCCCUUUCACCCCCAGCUGCCCCAGUUGAGCACAAUGAGGAAAUGUCUGAGCGGCCUGAAAAUGACACAGAUCCCCUGGAUCUGCAGUGCGUGACCACCUGUGGCAAUGCCUCUGUUAUCAGAUCGGCAGCAGAUCCCUCUUACGUAAGCAGUUCACCUCCUUGUCUUCAGCCUGCACCGGUCCAGACUAGCUGCAAGCCCACAUCGGCAAGUCUGUCCAGUGGGGCUGAGAACAGGCCCCCACAGGCAAUCGUCAAACCCCAAAUCCUCACUCACCUUAUUGAGGGCUUUGUCAUCCAGGAGGGCCUGGAGCCAUUCCCGGUAAGUCGUUCUUCCUUACUGAUUGAAAAUCAAGCCAAGGUAUCGAAAGAACAGGGAAUCAAGCAGACCAGUGUUGAGCCACCUGCCUUGAUAGAGAUGGAGCAGCCUGAAAAUUCCACUGACAGUGAAAUGGAUGACAUGAUUACUGAGGAGGGAAUUGAGGAUGCUGUGACGAAGCUCCUGAAAUGCGAGUUCUGUGGGAAGAUGGGCUAUGCUCACAAAUUCUUGAGAUCAAAACGUUUCUGCUCUAUGUCCUGUGCCAAAAGGUUCAAUGUCAGUUGCACUAAAAGACUCAGUUUAUUGAAGGCAGACAAAGUGAGCCGGUGGGGUCGUAAACCUGAUGGAAGAAGAGGACGCCGACCCGGUGGUAGUGAUGGAAGCAACAGAGAGCAUUUCCAUAAACAGCUCCAAGUCCCCUAUCCUGCCACUGAUGAGGUUCAGCCUCAUACACCACAUGAAGAUGCUCUUUCUCUUCCAAUGACAACACGACUGAGGAAACACAGUGAAAGGGAGCGGGAACGAGAACGGGAACGGGAAAGGGGACUCAGGGUGCGUGAACCCACUGACAGUGAGAAGCUGCAAUCAACGCUGAAUGACCCCAUUCUCUGGACAGUCGAUGAAGUCUGGGCCUUUAUUUAUGCUUUGCCAGGGUGUCAGGACAUUGCAGACGAGUUUCGAUUGCAAGAGAUUGAUGGCCAAGCUCUUCUUCUGCUGAAGGAAGAUCACUUAAUGAAUGCUAUGAAUAUAAAACUAGGCCCGGCAUUGAAAAUCUGUGCUCGAAUAAACUUAUUGAAGGAACCGUAAUGGAAAUCUAAAGAGACAGACAGAGAAAAGGGAGUUGGGUUAAGAGAGAGAGAGAGAGAACGUGAGAAAGAGAAAGAGAGACACCCUGUCAAGUACAUGUCAUUUACUGCUGCUGAGGGGAAGUGUUUCACUUGCUGGUGAUGUUUUCUUUAUUACUCCAAGGGAAAGCUUUGUUUGUUUCAGUUCCAAUGGUGGAAGUGAACAAUUUUGGCUGGUUUUAUAAAGGGUGUUAUACUUUUUGCAGGUGGAGAAGUAAUCAUUUUAAAUAUAAUCAAAUUUGAAAAGCCAAGGUAAACAUGGUAGACACAGAAUAUAAUAGUCAACAUAUUUAUUUAAUAAUUUACUUGUUUUCUUUGUUGCUAAUUUACAAUUGUCCAAUAAUAUCAUAGAUUAUUCUGUCAGUAUUUGAA
Polypterus senegalus (gray bichir) is the source of this 3511-nucleotide messenger RNA. RefSeq names its product polyhomeotic-like protein 3. The transcript is spliced from 16 exons. Bases 168 to 3101 code for a protein of 977 amino acids. Gene Ontology annotation, cellular component: nucleus; PRC1 complex. Gene Ontology annotation, molecular function: protein binding; zinc ion binding. Lineage: Eukaryota; Metazoa; Chordata; Cladistia; Polypteriformes; Polypteridae. The record is from RefSeq and is a predicted model, not a curated record.